Messenger RNA from Archocentrus centrarchus (flier cichlid), 3083 nucleotides. RefSeq names its product ubiquitin specific peptidase 16 (gene usp16). Gene Ontology annotation, cellular component: cytosol; nucleus. Bases 305 to 2821 code for a protein of 838 amino acids. Lineage: Eukaryota; Metazoa; Chordata; Actinopteri; Cichliformes; Cichlidae. The transcript is spliced from 18 exons. Gene Ontology annotation, molecular function: cysteine-type deubiquitinase activity; zinc ion binding. The record is from RefSeq and is a predicted model, not a curated record. Gene Ontology annotation, biological process: regulation of gene expression; protein deubiquitination; regulation of cell cycle.
ACUCUUUUAGCCGACGCACGCAGGAAACGCAGCGCAGGGCAGAGCAGCAGAAACAGCGGCCCCAUCAUCACAUUUUGUUCCUCUGCAUGUGUCAGCUGGGAUUUUUUUUUUCCCUCUGCCAAAUCACUGGAGUUGUUUUUGCGUGUUAUAAACUUUGUGCACCCGUUUGUUUACACUAAAGCUCGCGUUUUCUUUCUCCUGUCGGCAGCCUGAUGUAAUUAUGUCCGGAUUAGAGAAGGUAACAAGGCAAAGUAAACGAAACUGAAAACCGUGAAGGUUUCAGGCUCCGUGUGGCACAGUGAAAAUGGGAAAGAAGAGGGGGAAGGACAGGAGCUCCAGGGAGGAUGAGGAGUUUGAUCCGACGGUUCCCUCCUGCAGGCAUAUUAAGAAGGGAACAGACCAAACUCUUCUGAAGAAACUUGCUGGCAAUUCAGAUUGGACGAGUUGUCAGGAUUGUAAGCAUGAAGAAAAUAAAGAAAAUAUCAGCACCGCUCUGCCACAGGAGCCCGAGGAGGAACAAGAAACAACAGGGUUGUGGAUGUGCUUGAAAUGCGGCCAUAGAGGAUGUGGACGAAAUUCUGAGAAUCGGCAUGCCAUCAAACAUUAUGAAACACCCCGGUCUGAUCCACACUGCCUGGUGGUCAGUUUGGACAACUUUAGUGUGUGGUGUUACAUAUGUGAUGAUGAGGUCCAGUACUCCAGAACAGGGCAUUUGGCUCAGCUAGUGACCAACCUGAAGAAGCAAACGUCUUCAGGUUCCAUGAAGACACCACAGAAAAAAGUCGAGGAGGAAGACGGCUUGAUGGAAGCUAAACAGAAGACGGAGACUGUAAAAGAAGAUGAAAGCGAGGACAAGGAAAACAAAGAAAACCAGGAGCACCAAAAGAAAAACACGAAGAAAGAGAGUGUUGGGAAAUCUCAGAAGUGCAGCACAGCUGAGGAGACCUGUGGUGUUUCAGUAAAGGGUCUGAGCAACCUGGGAAACACCUGUUUCUUUAACUCAGUCAUCCAGAAUCUCUCGCAAACACAGCUCUUAAGACAGACACUCAAUAAAGUCACAGAAGAGAAAAGUCUCACCAUUAAACCUGGAUCCGUGGAUCUGAAGCCUAUAGAAGUGCAGUUAGCCCAUCCCGGAUCCCUGACUUUGGCUAUGCAUCACCUGCUCGGUGAGAUCCAGGAAUCCAAGAAGAGUGUGGUAACACCACGGGAGCUUUUCACACAAAUUUGUAAAAAGGCUGCCAGGUUCAAAGGAUUUCAGCAGCAAGACAGCCAAGAGCUGCUGCGCUACCUACUGGAUGGGAUGCGAGCUGAGGAGCACAAUAGACUAAGCUCGGGAAUAACGGAGGCAUUGAAACAAUCUAGAGGAGGCACAGAUGGAGAGCUGAAAACACUAGUAAAAGACUACGAGAAAAAUGGAUCUCCAAAAAACUUUGUUGACCAAGUUUUUGGUGGUGAAAUCACCAGCACUAUAAUGUGUCAGCAGUGUAGAACGGUUUCUGUAGUCACAGAGAUGUUUUUAGAUCUUUCCCUUCCUGUUUCUGAUGAGGCAUAUAGAAAGAAGAACCAAAAAAAGAAGACCAGUGCUUCGAGCCAGGAUGACAGCAGCAGCCCAGUUCGGACCAGCGGAAAUGAUGACAUUCCCACCGGAGCUGGCAGCAAGUACCAGCAGAAGAAAGCCAAGAAGCAGGCAAAGAAGCAAGCAAAGCAUCAAAAAAGGCAGCAGAAGCUUGAGGGCAGAGCCACUUUGGACAGUCUCACCUCUCCGAGCCACACCGAGAGUGAGCGCACAGAAGCUACUGCGGAUUCAAAGGACAGGGAAAACACUGACAGUGAGACGCGUGAAGAAGACUCACAACAUCCUGCACCAGUCGGUGUGUCUGAAGAGGACCAAAAGGCCCUUAACACAGUCCAGGUGGAGCAGGAGAAAGAGCAGGACGUGGAUUCAGCGAGUGACCACGACUCACCAGUCAGCAACCGGUUUACUGUCUUGUCAGAGGAGCAGCACUUGAAGGACGACACCACAUGCAAUGAAAAGCCCAACGUGGUUCAGGAGGAAGAGGAAGACGCACAGCUGGUGAGUGAAAUGAGCAAAGUAACCUUGGAUGAUGCCUUUCUAGAAGACGCUGAAGCCAUGGAAGAAAGGGUGGAGAGUGAAGAUGGAGUGCUGGAGACUAAGGAAUAUACAGUAAUAAACCAAGACCCGGAGCUGGCCUUCCACACGCUGGCUGACAGGACAGUCCCAGAGAAACAGGAGUGCUCCGUACAGUCGUGCCUUUUUCACUUUACAGAAGUAGAAACCCUCACGGAGAACAACAGUUUACUUUGUGUCACCUGCACCAAACGGCAGCUGAGGAACAACAAAUCCGGAGGUUCCAAGAAGAAUAUCUACACUGAUGCCUUGAAGCAAAUCCUUAUCUCGUCUCCACCUUCAGUCCUUACUCUUCACUUAAAGAGGUUCCAGCAGAAUGGGUACAGUAUUUGUAAAGUGAACAGACACGUCAGCUUUCCUCUCAUACUCGAUCUAGCUCCAUUUUGUGCCGUCAAAUGCAAGAAUAUCCCAGAGGAACAUAAUCAGAUCUUGUACAGUUUGUAUGGCAUCGUAGAGCACAGUGGAACAAUGAGGUCAGGUCAUUACACGGCCUAUGUGAAAGUACGGUCUGAGCGCCCUCAGCCCUCAUCCAACGGACUUAGAGGAGAUGGAGAUGCAGAGCCGCCCAGAGGAUCCUGGUUCCACAUCAGCGACACCAGCGUUCAGCCCGUGAGCGAGAGUAAAGUCCAGAGCUGCCAAGCCUACCUCCUCUUCUACGAAAGGAUCCUCUAAUCGUGCCUCACUACUCAGGAAAUCCAAAUAAACCAACCUGCUGCUAAACCUGUUUUAUCAGCCACUUAAAUUGUACAUCAGUGUCUGACUUGUUAAACAAGGCAUCCGUAUGUUUCUCACACUAGUGGGAAGAUGUACGGUGAAAAUCAUGUUGGACAGUGAACUCAUCACAGGAAGUCACAGUUUUAGUAUGUAAAUGAAAGCUUGGGAUUAAUGAUGUGUAAAUAUCUCACUUUUUUUUUAAUCAAUGACGUAAUUAAAU